Messenger RNA from Anopheles maculipalpis, 1227 nucleotides. RefSeq names its product odorant receptor 56a-like. NCBI's taxonomy places the organism in Eukaryota, Metazoa, Arthropoda, Insecta, Diptera, Culicidae. The coding region runs from base 1 to 1227 and encodes 408 amino acids. Gene Ontology annotation, molecular function: olfactory receptor activity; odorant binding. The transcript has 5 exons. Gene Ontology annotation, biological process: sensory perception of smell; detection of chemical stimulus involved in sensory perception of smell. The record is from RefSeq and is a predicted model, not a curated record. Gene Ontology annotation, cellular component: plasma membrane.
AUGGAGCUAAAGGAAGAAUGGAUCCUUCCGGAUGCGGUGUACGACAAUCCGUUGCUCAAGCAAACGCUUCUAGGUCUAAGAUACUACGGACUACUGUUGGGCCGUUCGCAACCUUUGAAGCAAGCCCACUGUUUCCGUGGUAUGGUGUUUACCGUGUCGAUGAUACUGUUCAACUGUACGCAGUACGUCGAUCUGUGGCAGGUUUGGGGAUCGGUUUCAGAUAUGACGGCAAACGCGGCAACCACGCUGCUCUUUACCACGACCAUCUUUCGCAUCAUCUUCUUCUACUUCCAUCGUGCAAGAUUUAACAGCAUCAUUAAGGUCGCUCAUAUCGGAAUUGAACGGAUUCUUGGUGAUGGGUGGGACGAUGAGAAGGAUAUAGUGACAGGUAACGUACGUUACCUCAGCCGACUGGCGGUUGUGUUCUGGAGCUGCGCAUUGGUAACGGCCAACAUGAUGUGCGUUUACUCGUUGGUGCUUUAUCUGAUGUACGAAGGACCCUAUCCGACACCGAUACUACGCUCCUGGUAUCCUGCCACCGAUGGGAAGGAUAACCAUUUCCUCGAGAUCUACUUCAUCCAGCUGUACAUAAUGUACGUGGGACAGCUGAUCGUUCCCUCCUGGCACAUGUUUAUGGUGACGCUAAUGAUUUACGGCCGUACCGAAUGCAGUGUCCUAAAUCAUCGGCUUUGCUUUCUCGAUCGUUACCAUAAACCGGGACAGAACACACCAAAAACGAGUGUCCCCGAUCGUGUCGACAACGAAGAGCGUCGCACGCUUAUGAUCGAUUGCAUUAAACGGCAAGCAAAUCUGGUUGCGUUCACGCGAGAACUAGAGCAACUAACGCGGGCGGCCGUUUUCCUAGACUUUGUCGUAUUUUCCAUCCUACUGUGUGCACUCCUGUUCGAAGCAUCGAUGACCACUUCCGGGGUGCAGGUGUUUAUUGACGUUUGCUACAUUACCACGAUGACGGCCAUUUUAUUUCUGUACUACUGGCACGCAAACGAGAUACAUGCUUGCGCCGAUCAACUUUCGAUGUCUGCGUACAAAAGUGACUGGUAUCGGUACGACCGCGGUACGAACCGAAUGCUGCAGAUAUUUAUCCUGUACAGUAACCGGCCACUGAAAAUGCAAGCCUUCUUUAUUUCCAUGUCGUUGGACACGUUCUUGGCGAUUCUACGUGCUUCGUACAGCUACUUUACCAUUUUGAAACAGUUAACCGAUUAA